This is a messenger RNA of Drosophila serrata, 1945 nucleotides long. RefSeq lists its product as uncharacterized. The record is from RefSeq and is a predicted model, not a curated record. Lineage: Eukaryota; Metazoa; Arthropoda; Insecta; Diptera; Drosophilidae.
CUCUUGCAGCUUCCAAAGUGUGACCGUUGAUUUGUAUUCGUAAACAAAAAAUUUUGUUUUUGUUGAUUGUUUUUUAAACUGUUAUGAACUGCGCCUUGGAUGAAGAGCUGCUGGCCAACAUAAAAUGCAGCGACCAGGAGGAUGCUGGCGACGAGGAGGAGAAGAUGCAGGUGGAGGAGCAGCUACCACAGCUGCCGGAUCCCACUGCUCAGGAAGCUGAAGAAGAUGACUCCGAUCCGCUGCAAGAGACGUCUGGAAGCAGCUGCUUUCCCUGGAUUUUUGAGGACGGCGAUGUGCUGAUCGGUAACGAACAACUGGCCGAGAUGGUGCUCAAGUCCGAGGUUUCAGUUCGCCCGGGACUUACUGCCAAACGGGGCCGCGGUCGUCCGUCCCAUAAUGCUGGCCAAUACACUUCGACCACUGGACAAAUAUGGAGCUUGGUCAAGGAUCCGCAGAUGGUAGUCGGGGAGGAACUGCCUUUGCUGGGCCAGCAAGCCUGCGGAAAGGGACCAGCACGUUCCGUUUCUAACGCCGUGGAGGCCUGGAUGCUUCUGUUUGACGAUGAAAUGCUCAAAUCCCUGCUGCGUCACACAAACGAGCAGAUGCGCAAGAACAGGAAUCCCACAGGUGCCCAGCGACCGCUGGACAUUGUGGAGCUGCGGGCGUUCCUCGGCUUGAGCUACCUUUGCGGGGUUUUCCGCAAUGCCCAGUUCAAUGGACCCCUAGAGGAACUGUGGACGUUGGAGCUGGGCAACGCCAUCUUCCGGGCCUCCAUGACCCUCGCCCGAUUUAAGAGCAUUUCCGAGUGCCUGUCGGGUCCCAGUGGGGGUUGGUCUGAGGCCCAAAAGCUUUGGCAGCGGCUCCUCAUCAACUGUCGGUCUUACUACGGUUGCAGCAGUUGGUUGAAUGUGGAUGAGUCCUCCGGCACGGUGGCCAAGAAUCGGCUGACCCUCUGCUGUGACGCCAGGACUUUGUACAUGGCCAAUGCCUUAUUAAGCAGCAGGCAACAGAGAUCGCUGGAGAGGGAUGUGGAACAGUUGAUUUGCGAUUUCAAGACGACUAGCAGAAAUGUCACGAUGGGAUUCAGACACCUGAACCUUUCGCAGAGCGAGCAGCUGAUGCAGCGCCAGCUCAGCUCGCUGGGAUUGCUAGAGGCUACGUCGCCGGAUUGGCCGCGACAAUGGCAGUGUGAUAUUCCCGCUUAUAGCGGCUCCUCCAAGCUCAUUCCUUUCGAUGGUGAAGCUAUCUUCUGCUGUGGUCUCAGCCCCCAAGUGGAUGCACUCCAGGCAUACCAGAACACUUCGCAGGCUUGCCAGCAGUUUUAUGACCUCACAGAACGCUUUAGCACCGCCCACAUGCUGCCCUCCUCCCUGGAAAAGCAGUGCAACUCCUUCCUGCAGCUCCUUCACUUUGUACUCAAUGCGGCCGCCGUGAAUGCAUGGAUCCUACUUCGACUCUCGCCUAAAGGUGAUGCCACGAUGGAGCAGCGUGACUUUCAGCGUCAGUUGGGACUCUUUCUUACCCAGCAGCGAUUGCAGAGGCGUUUGCAGCGAAGGUCCACCACCACGUCGCUUGUGAUGCGCCUGCAGAUCUGCGAGAUUCUCGGGCAGCCCAGUCAGCGGCUGCUCAGCGAGGCCAGUGGCGAUGCCAGGCGAUCCGACAGCGUGGGCGUACUGACACCAGACAAGGUGAGACUGCCGGUGGGCGUGAAUCUGUCCAGUCGCUAUGGCGAGAAGCAUCGCAGAUGCAAGCCCUGCGCCCGGAACAAGCGAGGCACCAAGUCUCGAACGCGGUGCCAGCAAUGCCAGUCGCAUCGGUGUGGUAACCACCUGAUCUCCCGCUGCUAUGAGUGCGUCGGUAUUUUGCCCAGCCAACUGCCCGCGGGCAAUAUGCGAGACGACGAAAUUGGACAUUAAAUAACAUUUAAUAAAGAGAGGCGAGACUA